GACUACGUCAUGACGUCUGUUUUCCGCCGCCUGUUGGUCUUUCACAGUUGGUAACAGGAAUCACGAAAAUGGCCUCGACCCUGCCCCUAUAUCGGAGUGAACGGGGGAGAUGACGGUGUUUAGCCUGUUUAGUACACGGAUCGCCCGAGUGAAACGUAGAUAAAACCUAAAGUGAGGAUAUACAAGGAGUCUUAUCGGCCAGGAACGGACUAACGGCAGACUACCGCAGGUUUCGUAGGUGUCCCCGGCCGCUAUGGAGGAUAUCAACUCCAACAUCAACGCGGACCUGGAGGUGCGGAAGCUCCAAGACUUGGUGAAGAAACUCGAGCAGCAAAAUGAGCAGCUUCGGAGCCGGUCUACGUUGUUUUCUUCAACCGGAGGGGUGUCAGGGGGCAACCGGCCGCACAGCGCCGGAUACGACUCCAUGUCAGCCGGGCUGGCCGGUUUCCCUGGGGUGGGGUUCGGCGGAACGGGCGGCUUCGGUGGGAUCUUGGAGAACUCUCGCUGUAUGAGCCCUAGACUCUCUUACGAUGGCAUCAGCUUCAGGAGAUCUUAUGCCGGGGAGGGGGCGACGGCGGCCACCUCCAUCUCGAGUAUGAACUCAUUUUACGCCGAUACCGCCGGCAGCUUUAAGGAUGAAUCGGACGACUCGAUUCUAGACGAAGUGGAAAUACUAGAUCUUGAAGAUAUGGACUGUUUGAACGAGGAGGAAGACAGCUGGCUGUACGAGGCGAAGCUGAACAGCCCGCUGCAGAAGGCCCUGAGCCCCAUGGUGUGGUGUCGCCAAGCCCUGGACCACCCCAGCCCUGACAUGGAGACCGCCAAGCGAUCCCUCAUACACAGACUGGAGCUCACCAUGUCAGGCCACAAGAGCAGGAGUCUGUACGGCAGCCCCUACACCCAGCAGAUGUGCUAUGGCAGCCCGUUCAGCACCAACACGGCCAACAGCGCCUGUAGCAGCGCCUUCAACUCCCCGUCCUCCACGCCCAGCAAAGUGCCCAUCGUGCGGCAGCAGCUGAUGCCUGGAAACACAGUUUACCAGCGCAACACGGCAGCGGAGAGAAACCCCCCGGCGGUGAGCCCCCAGUCAUCGGUGGACAGCGAGCUCAGCACCUCUGAGAUGGACGAGGACUCUGUGGGCUCCUCCAACACCUACAAGCUCAACGACGUCAUCGACGUCCAGAUCAUGGCCCGCAUGCAGGAGGAGAGUCUAAGGCAGGACUACGCGGCCACGGCCUCCAGGCGGAGCUCUGGCUCCUCCUGCCACUCGCUGCGGCGCAGCACCUUCAGCGACCAGGAGCUGGACGCCCACAGUCUGGACGACGAGGACGAGAUCCUCCCGCCCGCCUUCCACCCCCUCCCCAACCGCUUCAGCCCCUCGCCCCGCCACUCGCCGUGCGCCUCGCCACGCAACUCGCCGCGCUCCCGCUCCCCGGCGCGCUCCAUCGACUACGGCCACUCUCGCAGCUCGCCGCAGCCCUUGAGCCACGGGCGCGGCUCCCCCCAGCCCAUCAUCAGCCGGCUGCAGCAGCCCCGCCACUCGCUGCAGAGCCACGGGGGCGAGCUGCAGACCAACGUGGUGAAGAACGAGGAGAAGCUGAGACGGAGCCUCCCCAACCUGAGCCGCUCCUCGGUACCAGCCGGCCCAGGUCCGGAGCCCGUCAAGAACAGCCGCAGUAUGGAGUCCAACCUGCAGACCCCCAACGGAGGGUCCCCACGCCACCAGAACCAGUCUGCUAUGGCCGGUACCCCAAGGUCCUCAACCCCGUCACGCGCCACUCCAAAAACCAAACAGCACCUCCAAAGCCCAUCAGCCCUGCGAGUCCCCCUGUCCUGUUGCUUCGGAGAGGAGGCAGAUUUCAUCCCGUCCCCAAGUAAGCUCCGCUCCCCGGCCAUGCCCUCCCCGCUGGCCCUCAGACAGCCGGUGAAGGCCACGUCCAACCCCAGCUCCGGGAACUCCACCCCGGUCCGGUCCCUAGCACCCCCCCGCAGCGGCCUGCCCCGACCCAGCACCACCUCGGGGGGCGGCGGAGGCAUCCCCCUGCCCAGAACCAAGCUGGCACAACCCGUACGCAGGUCUCUGCCCGCACCCCGCUCCUAUGGUAGUUCCGGGGAGAACUGGAGGGAAGGCUGUUACUGAAGCCUGCCACCAGAGUGUGCUGCACACCCCCCAUCCUGACCGAGGCAGGCGUAUCAACGUGGCACUUUAUCCAGAGUCCUCUAAGAGUCAAGAAGAAGAAGAGAAGACUUCACCCAGAUUCCUUUUAAAAAGUUAACAAGAGAAAGACUAUAAAUAUAGAUCACGACAACUCAAAAAACGAAGUGUCAAUUAUGUGUACUGAAAAGACAGCUGGCAUUCAGAGCACAUAGCAAGGGAAAUGCCAAAGAAAGCAGAGAAAAACAAAUCCUUCGCUGCCACCAGAAGAGGGCGCCCACGCCUUCCUCUGUGGCUGCAAUCAUCUCCCAGACUCCAGUCCAGCUGUCUCCAUCUCUCCCAUCCUCUUCUUCCUUUUCCCUCAGGUUUAAACGUUUUGAAUUUGCUCUCACUCUAGACUCUGUUCUGUUUGGAGAGGUCUGUGUAGGACUGAAGUUCCUCCAUGUCUCAGAGCUCCUCCAUGUCUCAGAGCUCCAUGGUUCCUCGUGUUUUGGCGGUGCUUCAAUCUCAGAGCAUACCUCUUAUAUCUGAAGGUCUGAGGGUGCUUCAGGUCUGGGAAACUGUCUGACAGGUGUUCAUUUGCUGAUGCUGUGUGCUCUUCAUAUCUGAAGGUGCUUCAAUGCUUGAGUUCAUCAAUCCAAAGGGUCUCAAUGGAUCUCAUGCCUUCAUGCUCUGAGCUACCUUAUCUCACCAGUUGGAAAAUCAUUCAUGACCUAAAGCUGACAGCUCCGCCGAUCAUCGUGUUCCUCAAUCCAAAAAGUCUGAAUGGCUCUCAUGUCUUUGUGAUGGGAAAUCUUUAGUAUCCUAAAGCUGAUAACUCUUCAAUUCUGAAAGGUCUGACGGUGCUUCAAUCAUGAAGCACCGUCUUUAGGUGGGGAGCCACCCUAUCCAAAAGGUCUGGAGGGGCUUCAUGUCUUAUUAAGGACCUCUGCAUCUGGUUCUAAGAGUUUCUCCUUAAAUUCAGCAUGAAUGUAAGCAGAUGCUUCUUUUAGAGAUUAUUUAUUCAAAUUAUUUAUGCAGUUUUUAUGUCCAAGCAUCCAUAUCAGUAUUUGUUUUAAGAUUCUUUAAAGCAUUAAGAAAUGUAUGUUUUUAAACCUCAACGUAAAGCUAACUCCCCAAAGCCAUGUCUUAGCGUGCGUCCAUUUUGAAGAGAACCUGGAAUGUUUGUUCAGUUGAGUCUUGGAUGACUUCACGCCACAAUUCUAUCCCAAACAACUAACUUUCUUCCUCCGAGUUUGAAACCCUGACCUGAUCUCCACCACUUCGGUAAAUGUGUAAUUAAUGAAUUAUAAUGUGGUGUUGUUAGCCUGCAGUGUGUAUCAUUCAUGCCGUGACAGAGGGAACAGUGUGUUCAGAAAAACUAAAUGUAAGAUUUGAAUAAAGUGGCCAUUGCCUCUUGUGCUUUAUAAAUCCAGAGGCUUGCCUAAAAAAAUAGGGAUGAUUAUUUGGUAAAUGGUGUGCCGGAUAUUAUCAAACUAUAGUGCCUAUAAUUUACAUUAUACUUUAUUUUAAAAGUGCUCGGCUUAUUUUGUGCCAAUUUUAUGAGUUUGCCAAUGAUUUGGAUUUGCUUGGUUAAUUUGUUUGCAUCUGUGUUUGGGUUUCUUAAGUAACUUAAUCAUUUAUAAUUGCUUUAAAAAAGUAUGUUAAAAAAUGCGCCUUCAUAUUUAUAACUGAUGACAUAUGUAAAUGACUAUUUAUUAGUGUGAGGGUGCCUCUGUGGGAAAGAAUGUCACUAAAAGACGGCACCACACCUUUUGUGUGAUGGUUUUUGUUAUGGAACUUUUUUUACAUCCAUGAACAUGACAUUCACUUUCCCUGUGUGAACCCACAUUUCAAAUAAAGCUGAAAACCUC
Molecule: messenger RNA, 4008 nt
Organism: Gadus macrocephalus (Pacific cod)
Lineage: Eukaryota; Metazoa; Chordata; Actinopteri; Gadiformes; Gadidae
Gene: slain2
Product: SLAIN motif family, member 2
Exons: 10
Coding region: 254-2140 (628 amino acids)
Biological process (GO): microtubule nucleation; positive regulation of microtubule polymerization; cytoplasmic microtubule organization
Cellular component (GO): microtubule plus-end
Source: RefSeq, a predicted model, not a curated record